CAUUAUCAUGGCAAUUGAGAUGCAGAGUACCAGGUACGCAGGUACGAGCACUCACAGGCGGCACAUUCCGCGCAGCGACGAGCGCCACCUCUGUUCCUGAAUCUCAUCUCCGUGACCAAGGCGGCAACAGUUGCCCAGUUGUUACGAUUCAAAAUCUGGGGGAGCGACGCGGCCGCCGUGUGAUUGGAGAUGCUCCCACACUGCCCUCGGCACCCGCGACCGAAAGCGGCCUUGGGCUUGGGGUUCGACACGACUCCCCGCGCUUGAAGCCAGACGAGCCGUCUGCGGACUGGAAGUCGCCAGCGCCAUGCUGACGUUGGCCUCCAUCCGUCAUUCUUCGCUGCUGCGCGCUGCAACGAGCACCGCGCGCUGUGUCUGCUUCACGUCACCCUGGUGUCUGCGUUCGGCUCACUCGGGCGCAUAGCACGUGCUUAUCAUACAACGAGCGACCAAUAUCGAGCCACACGCUAGCAGUACAAGUGGGUCAGGGAGAUGAUGAAUACAGAAUGGCUGCUGUACCGCUACCACGUCCCGUAUCCCACUCGCCCUAAGACGGCUGGAGCAGAGGUCAAGCAAUGCGAUCCGGACCCCGCAGACCCUCUCGCUAGAACAAUUUCUAGCUCCUCGACCGCGACGUCCAAGUCAGCCAUGGAUGCGACGCGGGGCUCUGUCUCGAGCUCCUCGACGCAGGUCACUCGGGAUGAGUCGACGGAGCCCUUCAUCCUGCGCCAUGGCCGGCGAUACCUGAGAGCUCACCAGAAUUACCCACUACCCUGCGACCUGCCUGAACUCCAGCGCCAGAACCUGCACACCCUCCUCGCGACCUCCGUACUCGGUCGAGCACUUGGCUCUACGCCUUCGCCGCACAACCCACCGAAGAAAGUGCUCGAGCUCGCAUGUGGCAGCGGGUACUGGACGGCAGUAUGCCAUGACUUCCUCAGCGGACUGGGCUACGAACAUGUCUCAUAUACAGGACUGGACAUUGUGCCUCUAGCAGGCGACCUACAGCGUCAAGGAAUCGACUGGAAAUUCGUGCAACACGACCUACGCAAACCGCCCCUCCCCUUCGACGACGACGAAUUCGACAUCGUAGUCAUGAAAGACAUGUCCCUCGUCGUGCCCCUCGGCGCCCUCUCACAACGCAUCCUUGACGAAGCAACGCGCGUCCUAAAAUCCGGCGGCACCCUCGAAGUCUGGGAAACCGACCACAUCAUCCGCUCCAUCCUGCCACACCCGCCCCCCGUCCCCGGCAAAUCCGCCCAAGAACGCGCAUGCGCCGAGACAACGGGGACAUUCCUCAUAUCGCCCAUCACGCCCUUCACCGAAGUCCAAAACAAAUACCUCCAAGACUCCAACUCUUGGAUCCAAGAAGCCCUCGACCGCAGGAAACUCAGCCCCACCCCUUGCGUAAGGAUAUCGCAAAUGCUCCUCCAAGAAACCGAAACUCUGCACUCAGUCGGCGACCGCCGCAUCGCCAUCCCACUCGGCGAACUGCGCUGGGAGCGCGAACUCGCCUCCUCGGACCCGCCCAAGCCCAAGCGCCGCGAAUCCGAGGCUCAGCGCCCCAACCCCAAGAAAGCCAGCGUCGCGCUCGACGCGGGGACGCUGACGGACGAGCAGGCUGCCCUCAGGUAUACGGCGCUGCUGGUUGUUGUGCAGAUGAUUGAGAGCCUCGAGCCGUUGCUGAAGGACGUUAGUGGGAAGAACCAGGAGGAGUGGCAGAGGUGGUGGGCCGGGUUGAUGGGGAAUUUGCUGGAGCAGAAGGGCGCGAGUAGUGGGGAGUGUUUGGAGGUGGGCGUUUGGUGGUGUAAGAAGGUGUGAGCAGGGCGAGCAUGCCCGAAAGGAGGUUUUAUCUUGUUGAUGUCGAUGUUGAUGUAUGGGCGGGGAGCGUACAUACAGUGUCUUUCGAGUUGAGUUUUAGUUCUGUGAUAUCCCGGUCUGAAGACCAUGCUUCGCGUGUUCGUUCGUAUCUGCUUCUCCUUACAUGGCGUGAUAGCCCAUAUCCCU
Molecule: messenger RNA, 2007 nt
Organism: Macroventuria anomochaeta
Lineage: Eukaryota; Fungi; Ascomycota; Dothideomycetes; Pleosporales; Didymellaceae
Exons: 2
Coding region: 493-1821 (442 amino acids)
Source: RefSeq, a predicted model, not a curated record